UCGGGUCUUACAGAACAAAUCAGAGCGAAUUAGAGCGUUCACACGCAAGCGGAAAAAUAAUUCGAUAAGCAACACAAUUAUAAAAGCACUACAACAACAAGUAAAACGAUUUUGUACAAAUUUAACAGAAAUUAAAGAGAUUAAAGCAAGCAACAACAAUUUGCUUACGGCUUUAUAACUGCAUCAGUGCGAGCGCACAGCGUACAACUGGACACCAACUAACGGUAAAGUGGGAAAACUCACGCCUAUAAAUACAACAAAGCACCGCACCCCCCAAGCGCUAAUGAUGUCUGUGCGGCAAGGCAAGCGCAACAAGCACAACAACUACAAAUACAACAACAGCCAAAGAGCGCUUAACCUGCAUUUGACCACUCAGUCACCGCUGUUGUUGCUGUUGUCGUUAAUGCUCUGCUGUGAAGUGAUUUUCAUGGAAACGAUUGACGCUGCCGAACUGCCGGCCGAACUGAUGUUGGAGAGUGUUGGUUUACUAAAGUCAAUGGAACAUGCACAACAGCACCAACAACUACAGCAACUGCAACAACAGCAACACCGCUCCGCCCAACAAAAAGGGCAAAUGUUACAUGAACAAGCGAAACGAUUUCCCUUUGACACACUCAACUCUGCCAGCGCCGAUGUCGGCAUCGAUAACAUGCAACUAUCCGAAAUGUCACCGGCCGAUUUCGCGCGCUUCGAACGUGAGCUCUUCCUGCAUGGAGCAGCAUGCAGAUUUAAUGGAGCAUGCAAUCGAUUACAAGCAACAACACCAGCCGACAGCCAUGUGGUUGCAACAGCAUGGCAGCAGUGGCGGUGAUGGCAAAAAGGCCGGCAGCGUCUUCUCAAAAUUCCAUCAUCCACACCAGCAGCAGAAACAUCAGCAGCAGCAUCGUCUGAGUGGCGACGCCGCCAAUUCGGUCACACCGGCCCCGCCACCGAUGCCUGUAGCGUCGCCACUGCGCCAUUGUGCCUUGGAAGUUUGCACCAAACUGAGAGGUGUUUGCCAGCCAAUGCCAACUAUCGGCACUGCUUGUGUGGCAGGCGACAACAUAGAGGUCUUCCAUCAGGAUUGCAUGUAAAGUGGCCGCCGAGUGGCGCAGUUAACAACGUUUACAGCUGUUUUGCAGUUCCGCCUUGCAUUUGCGCUGAGUUAUUGAGACCCCUUUUGAUCAAAUACCCUCUACAAACCGUGCAACGCUCUUGUAUUUGUUUUGUAGUUUCAUGUUUGUUACAUCAAUAGUUCAUUCCGACAAAACUGGCAUUCUUAUAAUCAAAUAAAUUUAACCUCACACUCAAAUGUACAGUUUAUGUUUACUAAUAUGGCUUUAGUAUAAUUUGUUAAGAGAGAUUAUUCGGUUAUGACAUGAAAAUAACCUAUCGAAGCAGCUAUUUUAUAAAAACAAAAGAA
Molecule: messenger RNA, 1402 nt
Organism: Bactrocera tryoni
Lineage: Eukaryota; Metazoa; Arthropoda; Insecta; Diptera; Tephritidae
Exons: 1
Coding region: 504-1073 (189 amino acids)
Source: RefSeq, a predicted model, not a curated record